CAUUCCCCACGACACCUCUCUCUUCCUCUCGCUCUUGGUACUCUAUCAAUCAUCGUCAGUUGAGCCUCAGCUCGCGCACUCACGAGCCGCGGCUUCACUCACCACUCCCCAGUCGCCACGCCUCGGCCCGACGGGAUGGGAAGGGGAGCCCCAUCCUCCCAUCCGCCGCCAUGGCGCCGCCUCCUCCGCUACGCCCUCCUCUGCGCCCUCCUCCCCCCCUGGGGCACUUCCGAGGCUAAUGAACAACUUGCUGAGUUUCCACCAAGAGGCUGGAAUUCCUAUGAUUCCUUUUCAUGGAUAGUUGAUGAAAAUACAUACAUGCAAAAUGCGGAGAUCUUGGCAGAAAAAUUGCUCCCACAUGGAUAUGAGUUUGCAGUUAUUGAUUACCUCUGGUACCGAAAGUAUGUUCAUGGGGCAUACACAGAUUCAUAUGGAUUUGAUAACAUUGAUGAGUGGGGUCGGCCAUUUCCUGAUCUUCAAAGAUUUCCAUCAUCCAGAAUUGAUAAAGGGUUCAGUCAACUUGCGAACAAGGUGCAUGGAAUGGGCUUGAAAUUCGGAAUCCAUUUAAUGAAAGGGAUAAGUUUACAGGCUGUGAAUGGAAACACACCCAUAUUGGACAUUAAAACGGGAAAACCCUACGUAGAGGAUGGCCGGCAAUGGACAGCUCGUGAUAUAGGUCUUACACAUAGAACAUGUGCAUGGAUGCCACAUGGAUUUAUGAGUGUAAAUACUGAUAUUGGAGCUGGAAAGGCCUUCCUAAGAUCUCUUUAUCAACAGUACGCUGAUUGGGGUGUUGAUUUUGUGAAGGUUGAUUGUAUCUUCGGUACGGAUUACAGCCCAAAAGAAAUCAUAACUAUUUCAGAGCUCUUGGCAGAGCUUGACCGCCCCAUCAUCCUGUCCAUCUCACCAGGAACCGAAGUGACUCCAGCAUUAGCCAAAAACAUCAGUCAACAUGUUAACAUGUACAGGAUAACAGGGGAUGAUUGGGACAACUGGAAGGAUGUUAGUUCACAUUUUGACGUGUCUAGUUCCUUUGCUGCUGCAAAUAAAAUUGGGGCCAUAGGAUUACGAGGAAGAUCUUGGCCAGAUUUAGACAUGCUCCCAUUUGGCUGGCUUACAAAUGCAGGUGUCAAUCAGGGUCCACAUAGGCAAUGUGAACUUACAUCUGAUGAACAGAGAACACAGAUAGCACUUUGGUCAAUGGCUAAGUCUCCUCUAAUGUAUGGAGGAGAUUUGAGGCAUCUCGACAAUGACACGUUAAGCAUAAUAACAAAUCCUACAUUACUGAAAAUAAAUCACUACAGCAUAAAUAAUAUGGAGUUCCAUCAUGUGCACAGUGAAAGGACUUCCAAAGAAGACAAGCAUUCUAGUCGUUUCAUAUCCGAAGAUCUUGUACACGUACCAAAGAUUGAUGGUGUAUCUCUUGGUCUCACUGCCUGCAGUGAUGACAAAGCAAAUGGAUGGUAUAUGUUUUCACAACAUGGUAAAUCAGAUCAUAUAUGCAGGAACUAUGGGAUGCAGGAUGACAAAAAUAUCUCAUUUUGCCUGGGCAAAACAAUUCCUCUCCUGACAUCGGAUGAUAUAAUCGUACAUAAUGAAGAAUACCAAACAAAGUUUCACCUGGCAAAUAUGGACAGUGACGAUGCUUGUCUGGAUGCAUCUGGCAGUCAACGGAGGACAUCCUCAGAUAGCAAGUUUCCCAUGUUUUCAAGGUGCAGGUGGCAUGCUAUGCAGAUGUGGGAGCUGAAUGAGAAAGGAAACCUCAUUAGCAGUUACUCAAGAUUAUGUGCCACGGUGGAAUCCAACAAUAAAGGAGUUGUAACUACAGGAGCAGUAGCACGUGCAUGGAUAGCAACUGGGAGUAAAGGAGAAAUAUACCUGGCGUUCUUCAACCUUGACUCCAUGAGCAGGAAGAUAACCGCGAGAAUAUCAGACCUGGAAAAGGUUCUCGGGAGUACAUUCAUAAGAAAAGACACGUGCAGCUGCACUGAAGUUUGGAGCGGGAGGAAUUUCGGUCGUGUGGAGGAAGAGAUUUCAGCGGUAGUUAAAUCACAUGGUUCCAUGGUGUUUGAAAUUACAUGUUGAGGUAUCCCAUAAUUCUCCUAUUGCGCUUACUGAAGCAUGACAGGAUGGAAUAGAUAAGUAGGGAAAAGAGCCUUGAGCAUGUAUCAGGUAAAGCUACCAAAAUGAACAUCCUUUAAAAGGCUGGGGUUUCAGUUUAAAAUCUGGGGGUUGUGGGCUUUAAAUGAGGCCUAAAAGAACAAAAAAAAUUCCGGAAUACGGAGCUAUAUAUGCAACACCACUCACUAA
Messenger RNA from Oryza sativa Japonica Group (Japanese rice), 2310 nucleotides. The record is from RefSeq and is a predicted model, not a curated record. NCBI's taxonomy places the organism in Eukaryota, Viridiplantae, Streptophyta, Magnoliopsida, Poales, Poaceae.